Messenger RNA from Lachancea mirantina, 420 nucleotides. NCBI's taxonomy places the organism in Eukaryota, Fungi, Ascomycota, Saccharomycetes, Saccharomycetales, Saccharomycetaceae. The record is from the annotation of a GenBank genome assembly.
AUGAAACUCGUUCAUUUCCUAAUGAAACUGCGUAACGAGCAGGUUUCUGUAGAGCUCAAAAACGGUACCACUGUAUGGGGCACGCUCCAGACGGUUUCCCCACAAAUGAAUGCGACGCUGACGGACGUAAAACUCUCGUUGCCAAACAAAGCAGGUAACAGUGCGAUGGCCGGGAUGUAUCUGGUCGGCGGUCAACAGAACGAAGAGCGUGGCACGACUUCGCUGCAAUACAUCAACAUCCGUGGUAACACCAUAAGACAAAUAAUUUUGCCCAACUCGCUGAACUUAGAUUCGCUUUUGGUCGACGAAAGACAACUCAACAGACUGAGAAGAAGCGGAAAGUUGGGCGACGAUUCCAAUAGGAAAAGAAGGCUGGACCACAAUGGAAAUUCCACGAAAAGAGUGAAACGAGCCAUAUGA